GCUUAAUAAAGGGUGUGUGCAAUUUCCCACCACUGGGAAAAAUCCAAGAACGAAAUCAAGAGGAUGUUGGAUUUAAGGAUAAAGAUAUAGAAUUAGAUCGGUGAAAAAAAAACAAUGAGAAUGUCGAAGGCAAAUUUUUUCACUGAACUUUAGUAUAUCUCUCAGCCUACCAGCUUUGAAACAAAAUACUUCAGGCUAUUGAAGUGAACACUGAAUCAAUCAUUUUUUUCACGAAUAAUAUUUUUCACCUUUCAUCUUCGUGGUCAUGCUGGGAGAUUUUUGAAGAAAAACAGCGGAUGAGCACAGGAAGAGACAAAGCAGAUAUUCAAAUACAGGAUAAAAGCCAUUACAAAAAUCAGUUUAUAUAGACACUGAUUUUUUGUUUGUGUGAGACAAGUAGCAUUUCAUCGCUUUACACAGCCAGGUAAUCUGUCGAAGUAAGCGGACUAAUUCUUGACGAAGAUGCAGUAAAGCUUCGACGACACUACCACAGAUGGCGUUCCUCAACACUGCUGAAGACGACCAAAAGAUGUUCUAUGACAACGAAACAUUUGAACUGGAACCUGAUUACGACGCGGGAAGCGACUCAGACAGCAGGCGAUCAGAAAGUGCCACCCGCCACAGUAAGUCGAACUCAAACCAAAGCGUCAUAAUAACAUCUGAAACAGGGAGACAAUUUGACGACAAUUUCAUCUUAAAGGCUCGUGGCUGGAACGAGACAGAUUCAGACACGAAAGAAAAAGUUAAGAAAAACCACAACCAUGCCCUUCCUCAACAGAUUCCCCUGCAAAGAAUCAAAGCGACGCCAAGAAUUGAAGUGAAACCAUCUUUUACAAGUAUAACAGCAAAUUCCCAUGGCAUUGAGCAUACAUAUGACGAAUCAAAGUCAAAAACCCUGUCAGUCAAUGACGUGUCUUUAAUUGAAGACAAUGAUGACCCACUUCUUGGACAAAAUCUAAAUAACUUAAUUAGACGGAGAAAGCUCAGUUCCAAGAAAGGGAGCAAGCGAAGGAGGCCCAGUAGUAGGCGCGGUAUCGUUCCUGGCUUGGAAAACCAUGAAUUUAUGCGACGCCAGAGGUUGUUACCUAAAGGAGACAAAGGGAGUGAAAAUGAAGACUACAUGCGACUAUAUAAGGAAAAUCAGGACGAGUCGACGGAGGAGGAGAUUUUUCAAAAUAUCAAGCUCCAGAAGGACAUCAUUGAGAGCAUCAGAACACAACCCUGGCGGAUGAGACGGAAACUAAAAACAUUACAACUAGCCAAGUCGUAUGUUGAGAAGUAUGAAGGACGGCUGUCUCGUAGCCAUGGUUACCAAGAGGCUGGAGCCAAAUUUUGGAGAAUGUUUAAACGCGAAGCAACGAAUUUUUUCGCCCUCUUUAUUCCAUGGGAAAUGCGGAUAAAAAGGACAGAGAGUCACUUCGGAUCCGUUGUGGCGUCUUACUUCAUAUUCAUGCGCUGGAUAUUUGGCGUCAACCUCAUUCUAUCGUUGAUCACCGUAGGAUUCAUAAUGAUCCCGGAAAUCAUCUUGGGAGACCCACAUGGCUCUACAGCUAGAAAAACGGUCCCAGCAGAAGAAUCAGAUCAUGCCAUGGACCUGAAGACUUUGUGGAACUUUGACGGCUACUUGGAGUAUUCGCCGAUAUUCUAUGGUUACUAUGGUAACGAAAAAGUCAUUGGUAGCUGGUAUCGUCUGCCACUGGCGUAUUUGUUGGUAGGAUUGGCUACCUACGGUUAUAGCUUUGUCACCAUUCUUAGAAAGAUGGCGCAUAAUGCCCGAGAGAGCAAGUUGGUCUCCAAAGGUGAUCAGUACACGUUUUCAUGGAAGUUGUACUCUACAUGGGACUUCAUGAUUGGCAACGCGGAAACGGCACACAACAAAUUUGCUGCAAUUGCCACAAGCUUCAGGGAAGCAAUAAUAGAAGAAGAAGAGAAGAAAAAGGAAGACAACAGGUACCUUCUCAUUUUUCUCCGCAUCCUGGCUAACAUCUUCGUGCUGGCCGUGCUGGGGGCCAGCGCCUACACUGUAUUCCUAGUAGUGGAGCGUUCCCAGCACUUCGAGCAGAAGGUCAAAGAGCAAGGCCCCGAUUCCGUUAAUUGGUGGGAGGCAAACGAGGUAGCCAUUGUGAUGUCAUUGAUUACACUGCUUUUCCCGUCUCUGUUUGAGCUGAUUGGAAUGAUGGAAAAGUACCACCCCCGGGUCAACCUCAGGUGGCAGCUGGCAAGGAUUUUAGUGCUGUAUCUGCUGAAUCUUUACACGCUAUGCUUUGCGCUGUUCCACAAGAUUAAUUUCCUGAAAGAGCAGUAUGCCGAUAACGUCUCGUCCAUGCAAGCGGCCAAUCUAACAUGCUUCCAAAAGAACGAAAGCACCUUUAACACAUCCUGUGCCGAAGCUGCCGCCUCUCAGAGGGUUCUGUUAGACACCUGUUGGGAGACUAUGGUCGGGCAGGAGAUGGUGAAGUUGACCGUGUUUGACCUGUUGACCACAGUUGGUGGAAUAUUAGUGAUCGAUUUCUUCCGUGGUCUUGUGGUGAGAUACGCAAACUUCUGCUGUUGCUGGGAUCUUGAACGGAAAUUUCCAGAAUACGGGGAAUUUAAGAUAGCAGAAAAUGUGCUGCACGUGAUCUAUAAUCAAGGGAUGAUAUGGAUGGGAACGUUCUUCGCGCCUGCCUUACCUGCAGUGAAUAUUCUAAAGCUGCUUAUCUUGUUUUACGUCCGGAGCUGGGCCGUACUAGUAUGUAACAUACCUCACGAGAGAGUAUUCAGGGCGUCCAGAUCGAACAACUUCUACUUCUUCCUGGUAUUGGUGAUGUUGUUUCUCUGUACGUUUCCAACAGGCUAUGCCGUGGUGCUGAUAGAGCCGUCACCGCACUGUGGGCCUUUCAG
Lingula anatina is the source of this 2883-nucleotide messenger RNA. RefSeq names its product transmembrane channel-like protein 1. Gene Ontology annotation, cellular component: plasma membrane. The record is from RefSeq and is a predicted model, not a curated record. Lineage: Eukaryota; Metazoa; Brachiopoda; Lingulata; Lingulida; Lingulidae. Gene Ontology annotation, molecular function: mechanosensitive monoatomic ion channel activity.